This is a messenger RNA of Trematosphaeria pertusa, 5744 nucleotides long. RefSeq lists its product as uncharacterized. Gene Ontology annotation, cellular component: t-UTP complex; small-subunit processome; 90S preribosome. The record is from RefSeq and is a predicted model, not a curated record. Lineage: Eukaryota; Fungi; Ascomycota; Dothideomycetes; Pleosporales; Trematosphaeriaceae. Gene Ontology annotation, molecular function: snoRNA binding. The transcript is spliced from 6 exons. Bases 119 to 5419 code for a protein of 1766 amino acids. Gene Ontology annotation, biological process: positive regulation of transcription by RNA polymerase I; maturation of SSU-rRNA from tricistronic rRNA transcript (SSU-rRNA, 5.8S rRNA, LSU-rRNA).
CGCCGCCGCCGACCCCGCUACGACCGACCUUUCCGAGCCCAUUGCCAACUGUAGGCCUCCAUGAUGACAAUGAUCUCCUCGUCAAACCCAUAAGCCGGAUCCGGGUCGCACAGCCAUCAUGACGUCGCUACAGAAGCAACUUGCGGUCAUCGCCGCCUCGAGCACGCACCAGCUCGACCUGAAGGCGCAGAAGCUCGCCCACGGCAAAUCGCUGCUGUUCGAGCCCCGACAGGCCGCCAAUCAGUCAUUCGAGAACAUCUACCUUAUAUGCUAUGAGGGCUACCGCGAUCUAUGCGCGCUCGACCCGCGAUUUGUGCAGUUUUCGCGGAGCUUGUUCAGUGAACAGAGCAAGGUGGAAGACCGGACGCAGAUGACCAAGGCGGAGAAUGCAAAGCUAGAUGAAGUGCUCCAGGCUUUCAUUUGCAUGGUCGGGCCGCGACUAUUAUUAAAGCCUGCGGAAAAGGCGUUGGAAUGGCUUGUGAGAAGAUUCCGUGUACACGAAUACAAUACCGAAUGCCUCAUCCUCACAUACCUACCCUACCAUAAUACCCCGCAGUUCCUCGCUCUCCUAUCGAUAUUGCCUCCCAAUCCUCCGCUCACGCUGCGAUUUCUGCAUCCAUAUAUCCAAUCUCCCACGAAUCCGCCCAGGCAGACCAUAGUAUACACGGCAAUCAAUACCCCUGCCUUCUUCAAUGCUCUGCAGAACUAUGCCACGAAGGUGUUGGAGGGCGGUCAUCAGAGCUCUACUCUGUUGUCCUUCUGGUCAAGCAUUACAGCGCAAGCGAUCGACGGCAUACUAGAUCAGGGAAGCUCUGGAAGGAGGGAGAUCCAAGAUCAGAGAACGGAGGGCCUGCUACUGCGCGUUCUUCCAGUACUGAAUGCAUGCAUGAAGAGCGCCUACGGGGCGGAGGCCGUCAUAGCAUGUUACAUGAUCAUUAUCGGCUUGGUUACGAAGACCUCUUUCCAAGACAAGGUUCUGGACUCACUCAUGGAGGCUGCGAUCCUCAGUUCGGACAGCACCACGUUGGAAGAAUGUUUGACGUGUCUUGCCGUCAUAGCAGAGGAAAGAUCGAAAGUUGCACUUUCGCCCACGGUCGUGAAGAGGCUGCUCAGGAUUUCCGAUCUAACCCAGCGGCUGAUGACAGUCUCGAAGAAAUGCCUCGCGAACCGGCUCACUCUCGGCUACGCUCUGGGCGCUCUGGAGCGCACCGGCCAGUCUGAGGAGGCACUAGACGCUUUCCAGUCGAUUCUGGAGUCGAAUCUCCUCGACGAGCCACGCCUGUCCGUGGCGUUGUCCAGUUUCCUCCAACUGCUUUCGUCGAGAAAGCGUGGCUCUAUGGGGCACGGUCUACUGAUUGACUAUGCGUUGAAACUAAACGAGACACGCAAUGUCUCUAAAGUGCUACGGGAAGUAGCCAAGAAGGAUGGUACGGAUUUGGAAGCUCUUGGUCUCACGCUUGGGCAGUCCAUCUAUGCAGUCGAGGCCGACGCACAAGCUUCAGAAGAUGAGGAGAUGCUUGAUGCAGAUGGACUAGAGGAGAGCGGCGCUCCAGCAGCACAGCCGCCGAACAUCUUAGAAACGACCUUCCUCGAUCCAAAGGCCUCUGAGUCCUUCCUAGAGGUUCUCCCGCGCUUCGAACAGGCGGUCGCAUCAGACGAGGCGACCCGGUUCCUAAAGGCGGACAGUCUCCAGCAACCCGACGCAUUCCAGACUCCGCUAUUCCUGAGUUUCCUAAUACGUUCAUGGUGCAGCUCAGCCUCUGCCACUGCCCGUGCUGCUGCCCUUCGCCGAGCCACGAGUCUCAUCCAGAAAACCGACAUAUCAGUGGAUCUACAGAAUAUGAUUCCGUACCUACUGUAUGCGCUUGCUGAUCCCUCUGCAAUUACCCGUCGGUCUGCCGCAGCAUGUACUAUUGCGUUGUCCAGGAAGAUGAGUGCUACGAAGAACAAAGCACACACGGGCAUCUGGGCUUCGUCGGGGCUCUACGGAAAAGAGUCUUCGAAGAUUUCACCACUACACAAGGACCAGACUCAGGCUCUCCUCUCAGUCCUCGUUCCGAUGCUUGAAGAGUCCACCAUGGAUUCCAAUUAUGUCAUCACCGCAGUCCGAGAGAUACUGGAAGGAACGCAGUCGCCCAAGAACGCCAAAAAUGGCCUGAAAUCGUCGUUGCGGAGCCCAAUCCUGUCAUUUCUGGGAUGCCACGUCGCAGUUACUCCGCUGCUUACCGUUCGCCUUCGUCUUCUAUCUCUGUUUAACUUCCUCGGAAGGGCAUCGGCCGGCAUCCGAACCGGUACAAUUUUGCCGAUAGUACGAAAGUGGUGCUCAAUGCCAGCCAGCGAAGUUGCAGCGCAAUGCGAGAUUGAAAAGAUUGAUGCCACAGAGGUGGAUCGGAUACACCUCACCACGCUGAUGCCUAGGGAGGCUGAAAGCGUAAGCCUCCUCAAAGACAUCAUUACCGGUAAAUGCAGCAAAGACAGGAAGCAGCUCGUGGGCUUGGCAUUCGAUCGGCUCAGCGCCAUCUGGUCGAAACUGCGAUCUGACUCUCGAUUGACAUUAAGCGAACAAUUACUAGAACUGUCGUUAGCAGAGAUCAAGACUGAUUUCGACGAGUUGUGCCGUGGCCGGGCUCUGGACACCCUCCGUCAUGUGAAACUCGAUACCGCCACGCUUGUCGCCUUCCUCGACAGCGUACCGUCAUCGGUUCAGAUGCCAGAGGGACCUCCCGCGAAGAAGAGGAGACGAACUAGCCGCAGUGAGAUGGCACGAGUCGAGUUGCAGUCGCCUGAGGAGGUUUCACGCCUUCUCAGUAGGCUGACCCUGGUACUUGAGCUGAUUGAAGGCUCUAAACCGGCAGAACACCCAGUAUUGUUUAAGAACCUCUUUGCUGUAUUGGGCGAGUUGCAGCAACUAAAGCAGCAAUCAGGCUCAGAGCUAGUAUAUUUACAAAGCCUGAUCCUCAGCUCGCUAGCGCCUAUCGUAGAUCGCAUCAAGGACGAGAAAGACACAUCUGAAUACCAGGCUUCGAUACGUGCCGACCUCCUCAUUGAUUGCAUACGGCACUCCACUAGCCCACAAGUACAAACCGCCGCUCUGCUUUUGAUAACCUUAUUAGCCUCCUGGGUUCCCGAGUUAGUCCUACCCAAUCUGAUGCCCGUUUUCACCUUCGUUGGAUCGACAGUGCUGCGUCAGCAAGAUGACUACUCUGCCCACGUGGUCGAUCAGACCAUCUCGCGCGUGAUUCCCCCCUUGGCCGCUUCUCUACGAGCUAAAUAUAAGAACUUCUUAACGGGUGUUGCCGACCUACUCUUGAGCUUCACGGCGGCUUUCGAGCACAUUCCACCGCAUCGGCGACUGAAGAUCUUCUCCGAAUUAGCUAGGACGUUGGGUCCCGUGGACUCGCUUUCCGUGAUCAUCGCGCUUCUGGUCGAUCGAUAUUCAAACAGCAAGACGCAGAGCAGAUUUUCGACAGACUUGCUACUCGCGUUUGAUCCCAUUGUCGCUCUCGAAACCUUCAAAAGCUACCUAGCCCUCGUUGCAGAUGCGUCGGGGGACGGACGCAAGAUAUCAGACACUUUAUUUAGUCUGAACGAGAAGCAGCCAAACGAGGUCGAGAAUGCGUUAAACAGCCUCUUGUCCGCGAUAGCGGAUCUCUCCACUGACGAGAGGCUGAGGACCCACGUUAGCAGGGCGUUCCGUAAGAAAGCUGAGCCUGAACGACCUCGAACCGUCUUUGCGGCUAUAAUCGAAACAGUCAUCCAGAUCUCAAAGGAGGUGGUAGAGCGGCCUAAGGUCUACCAAUCCUGCAGCCGUGUGCUCGGUAAUUGUUUAGACCUUCUUCCAACUGCCGACCUGAUCAAGUCAGUCGAGCUGCUCCUCUCAAGCCCAGACCGCGAUGUUCAGAUUGCGGCGAUCAAGUCAGUCGAGGUACGAGCAGGUACCGUUACUCAGAAUGACCAAGAGUCGGUCACAGCUUUGUUAGCUUUCCUUCACACCCUCGACGAAGUCCUGCAACGGUCUCAACAAAUGGACGUUAAGCGUGUUACGCUUAGUUGCAUCGACAGUAUCAUCGGGAGGUUCGGGAAGAGAGAUACGACUACGGUCUCCGAAGUCGCCCGGACAAUCUCCGGUCCACAGUCACUGGCUAGCAGUGACGAUAGAGCCCGCAUCCUCUCGCUGCUAUGCCUCACGUCUAUCGUCGAUGUCCUCGAUGAUGAGGCAAUCUCACUACUGCCCACGGUCUUGCCCAUUGUCUUCGAAUAUCUUGGAACGGCCAUUGACCAGGAGAACACCGGUCUGCACAAUGCUGUUUACACGCUCAUCAGCAAUAUCGUGCUGCGGGUUGGUUUCAUGUUCUCGCGCGACUACCUAGUACCCAUUCUCAAGCUAUCGCAACGCUCAGCCGUCGGGGACCUGGACGAAGCAUGCGACGAGGAGAGACACCAAUUCUACGAAAGGGUAUCGCAGCACCUUGGAGCCCAAGAAGUCUUCACUGCGAUCAAAUCAACUUGGUCGGAUGCUACCGGCCGUGGUUUCGAGGCGUGCCAGGAACAGCUUGACCUCAUGCGCUCUACAAUUGGGAGCCAAACCAAGCCGAAGUUAAUCAAGGCUAGCUCCACGCUGUUCCCACUGCUUCUGGAUAUUUUCGGACUCAGGAGCGCUAUAACCUCGUCUGGCGAAGAGGAUUUCGACGAUGACGAAGUGGGGCAGCUAGAGGGCACCCUCAUCGAGGCUGUCAUAGCCAUGACGUUGAAGCUCAGCGAUGCUACUUUCCGACCUUUCUUCGUACAACUGGUCGACAAGGCGUCAUCGAAGUUGGAUAUUUCGCGUUCGAUUACGUUCUACAAGUUCCUCGCUGUCUUCUUCGACAAGUUCAAGUCUAUCGUCACAAGCUAUUCAAGCUAUGUCAUUGAGGAUGCAUCCAGCCUUCUGGAGUCCCUCGCGAAACAAGGAGGUAAUACAGCGCUGCGAGAGGCUGUGCUAGCCGCUCUCCAAAAGACCUUCCAGCACGACCAAGACGGGUUCUGGCAAGCGCCCUCACACUUCGGCGCAAUCAUGACGCCACUCCUUGCACAACUCACAAUCGACUCUUCAGAAGAAAUAACGGCAGACAUCAUCCCUGCCAUCACGGAGCUUGCAGCCGCGUCGUCGUCCUCAACGGACAACCACCGCGAGAUGAACACCGUGUUGCUAAACUACAUGCGCGCCGAGGAAGCGCAUACGCGCCUCGCUACAGUGAAGUGCGAGCAGAGUCUGACGAAGCGGCUGGGAGAGGAAUGGUUGGGCUUGCUGCCGGAGAUGCUGCCGUUUAUUAGCGAGUUGAGGGAGGAUGACGAUGAGAUGGUGGAGAGGGAGACGCAGAGGUGGAUUAGUAUGGUAGAGGAGAUUCUGGGCGAGGAUCUGGAUGCUAUGUUGCAGUAGAUAGGUAGGGUAGUGAAGGUCUAAACCUCCGGCAUGCAUCGGGUGCUAAUGCAUUUCUAGCUGCCCUAUUACCUCUCCACCUCCCGCAUCUCAACCUCUUCCUCUUCUCCCUCACUCACAACUCUAAACACAAAAGAUAAAACCCCCUCCCUCUACGCAUCCUCCCCACUCGGAAUCCUCAUCCCAUGGCAUCCCCGAUACGCACUAACACGCGGCUCCUCCCACCCCCUCAGCACACCCUCUCUCACGCCCUCACUAAUCUCCCACACCUCGACCUUAAUCGGACGACACGUGCUCUUCAUCCCCUUCCUCUCCUCCUCCUCAC